AUGGCCGACGAGGAUGAACUCUAUUAUCUGCAAGCCGGCUUCGACCUGAAUACACUGACCGUCCCGCGCAUGCGGUCUAUCCUCGUCGCGCACAACAUCCAUUACCCAUCUUCGGCAAAGAAAAGUCAGCUGUUGGAGAUUCUCGAGAAUGAACUGCUACCGAAGAGGGAGAAACUACUGCGGGCGCAAGCCAGAGUGCGGCGCACGAGCAAAGGCAUAACAGAUGUUCCCAGCAGCCAAGAAAGCACCAUAUCUGGGGAUGAGGAAGAUGACAGACAGUUGAUGCCACCCCCGAGAGCUCCGAGGACACCACGCAGCAGGAAGAGCAAGUCAGAUCUCACAGCUGAAGAGUCUGUUGGUCGAGCCCCGUCCACCUCUAAAAGAACUAAAACUCCAAGUAGACGGAGUACUACAAGGACGCCACGCGCAUCGGAUGCUGAACAUACCGAACCGGAGGAAGCGAAGUCGACUGUUCGAAGACCCCGAAAGAGUGCGCCCACUCAGGCUUUCCUGGAACCGGCCGUUAAGAUCGAGGAACCAGAUGCCAGGCUGAAGAGGGAGUCGCUCGAAGCAGGCACCAGCCCUUUUUCAGACGAGAACCCGUUUCAGUCCUGGUCGAGCCCCCCAUCUGCGUCAGAUCGCCGCAAAUCUGCGUCACGCUCCCGAAAGUCCUUGUCAUCGACUACCACCAGUAAGCGCGGACAGACGACGUCUGCAUCCCUGAAGCCAGAAGACUCGCCCCCUUCGCGGUCGGCUGUUUCCUUCCCUGUCUCGAGAGUCACGUCUGCGGACACGGAAGACGGCAUCACAACGACAGAAGAAUUUACUCCUGAUGCUGCUCGCGAGCUUGCAGAGGCCGAGCAAAAUGGCCAGUUGGUGCCGGGGAGGACAUCUACUCUUGUCCGACGAAAGAAGAAGAAGCCCGCUGGGCCCAUAGCAAAGACAGCUCCUCUGGCUAUCCUCACAUCGGUUCUCGCUGCGCUGGGAGCAUGGUAUCGACAAGAGAAGAUCAAUGUCGGUUACUGUGGAGUUGGCGAGCCUAACUGGUCGCUGGCGUCCAAUCCGCAUAUCCCCGCUUGGGUGCACGAAAACCUCCAACCGAGCUGUGAACCAUGCCCGCAACAUGCCGUCUGCUAUCCGAACAUGGAAGUGGAGUGUGAGAACGACUUUGUCCUGAAGUCUCAUCCAUUGAGCUUGAAUGGUGGGGUGCCACUGCCUCCCACGUGUGAGCCAGACAGUGAGAAGCAAAGAAGAAUCAAAGCCGUCGCAGAUCGAGCAAUCGAGGAACUCCGCGAACGGCGAGCCUCAUACGAAUGUGGUGAAGAAGUCACGACCCCAUCCGACCCAGUCGCGCGGGAGACACAGGCGGUCAAAGCUGUGGCCAAGUCUACAAAGUCCCAGCUGGAGGUAACGGAAGAAGACCUUAAGCAGACAGUAUCAAAGAUGAAGCGAAGAGGCAUGACCGACGAGGAAUUUGAGGAUUUGUGGCGCGGGGCCCUUGGUGAUAUACUGGGCAGAGAUGAGGUUCAGGUUACCCAGGAUCGAUCUGGAAGACAGCUCCUCUCCUCCUCGUCGCUUGCAAGACUCCCCUUCACCUGCGCCAUCCGACGAUCGGUACUACGAGCAAUUGCAGAGAAUCGAAUCCCUAUUGCAAUUCUGAUCCUGCUUGUUUCGGGAUUGGCGUAUGGUCGCAGCCAGAUCAUCACUUACAAGCAAAACACGGCGCGGAUUCCAGGUCUGGUAGCCACCACAUUGGAUAGGUUAGCCACCCAAGCUGCACUGAAUCAAGAAGGGCGUGCCUCCGAGCCGUUCAUCAGUAUUGGACAGCUCCGAGAUGACGUGCUCAGAAGCGUGUUCAGUGCUUCGGAACGCGAGCGCGUCUGGCGAAGCGUGCGGAGGAUUGUCGAAGGGAACUCGAAUGUGAGAGCUGGCAAUCGGGAAGGCGGCAAGACCGGCGAAGUCAGUCGUGUGUGGGAGUGGAUUGGGCCUGUGGAUCUGGCGCCGGGACUGGAAGGGAGGAGAUCCGGCGGUUUGAUCAAGGGGAGCAGCAGUCCUGGUGAGGCCAGUCUGGUGAAGCACGAGGACAGGUCAAGUUUGGAGACGAGGCGGUGGGAUGAAGGCCGGGCGAUUUAUUGA
Molecule: messenger RNA, 2136 nt
Organism: Cladophialophora yegresii CBS 114405
Lineage: Eukaryota; Fungi; Ascomycota; Eurotiomycetes; Chaetothyriales; Herpotrichiellaceae
Exons: 2
Coding region: 1-2136 (711 amino acids)
Cellular component (GO): nuclear inner membrane
Molecular function (GO): chromatin binding
Source: RefSeq, a predicted model, not a curated record